This is a messenger RNA of Homarus americanus (American lobster), 1069 nucleotides long. Its product is annotated as mitochondrial mRNA pseudouridine synthase Trub2-like. The record is from RefSeq and is a predicted model, not a curated record. Gene Ontology annotation, biological process: pseudouridine synthesis; RNA processing. Lineage: Eukaryota; Metazoa; Arthropoda; Malacostraca; Decapoda; Nephropidae. The transcript has 6 exons. Bases 6 to 965 code for a protein of 319 amino acids. Gene Ontology annotation, molecular function: pseudouridine synthase activity; RNA binding.
AAAGCAUGACAAAGCUUGUUCAUUAUGCUCCAGAAGCAUGGAAUGUGCUUCGGGGUGUGUUUUGUGUAUACAAGCCGGCAGACAUGACAAUUGGCUUUCUGAGGCGUGUUGUAAUAAGUAACCUCUGCCGGGACCUGAGUGUGUUAAAACCUCGACCAGCAACUCCAUUUGUAUCUAUUGAAGGUAGUGUUGGUGAGAGUCUGGUGGUUAGAAAGAAGAGGAACUUUGCUGACGAUCCACUGGUACUUGGCCCAAGGUAUCAACCACAAGACAUCAAACUGUCUUGGGCUCUUCAUGUGGAUAAAAAUAUUUCAGGUGUAUGUGUACUUGGGCUCAACUCUGGCAAUAAAGGAACUCACGUUGUGAGAGAUGGAAGAUUAAUUCGAACGUAUACAGUUUCUGGUCAGUUUGGACGAUCCACUGACACGCAUUUUCAUGAUGGCAAGGUGGUAGAGAAGUCGAGAUAUACUCAUGUGACGAGGGGCAAGUUGCUGAGGGCACUCAUGACCAUCCAAUCAUCCCAUCAGCAAAGUGCAGUUAACUUCCUGGGUCUAGAUCCCCAGUCACAGGCGGCCUACGAUGCUCUGUCCUCCGAUGGACUGGUAAGACCGGGCAGUAAGUCACCGCCUAUGAUAUAUGGUCUUAGUAUUGUUGACUUCAAUCCACCUGAUUUUAUACUUGAGGUUGCGUGCAUCAAUGAAACUGGUGUUUUUCUUAAAAUUCUGGUUCACGAUAUUGGGCUUAAACUCAAAACCUCAGCAGUAUGUACACAGAUGCGUUGUAUCCGCCAUGGACCGUGGACGCUUGACCAUGCACUGCUUCGUAAACACUGGACUUUAGAACAUAUAAUCAAUAAUAUUGGUGUUUGUCAUCCCAUGGUUAAGACAAUAACACCACGGACACCCAGUCUGAUGAGUAUUGAUAAGGUAAAUUCUGAAAAUUCAUGUACCGGUAGUGAGAAGUGAAAUCAAUUGAGUAGUUAUAUUCCCAAUUGUGAAUUACUACAAAACCUUGUAGAUAGAUUUUGUGUACAUAAUAUUUGUAAUUAAAUUGGUUUCUGUAUACAGUA